UCGUUGUGAUAGCAUCAGCUGUUUUGAUUGUGUUUAUUUUUUCACCUGUAACAGCUUGCAACAAUUUGUUUUAUCAUGGAUAAAGAAAUUCCUUUCGAGGAACUUGUGGAACGUGCCAAUGAGAAAAUAAAACUCGGUUAUGAGUUGAUUGCGCAGUUGGAUGAAUAUCGACAAAUAAAUGGUGUUGAUAAAAUUCAACGGAAAAUCACUCAAGAAGUAAAAUUCCUGCAGAAGGUUAUUAAAAACCAAACUCUGAAGAUAAACCACGUACAGUGCAGCAACCUUACGCACUACGCUUUCCUUGUGCAGAUCUUGAAAUUACAACGUGAUGUUGUGCAUGUCGAUUGUGGUUUUCCUGUCGAAGAACGCAGCAAUCCGCUGCGUGUAGAUAUAGUUUGUGAAAAUGGUUUGAAGUGGAUCAAAGCCAUUGCGCGUAAUUCCAAAUCAUUGGCGGAUGCGGCAAAUGGUGCGGCCAGUUAUGGCGCGCGUAGCAUAUUGGAUCAAGCGCAAGAGUUUGUCGAUGCCAGCGAACAACAUUUAUGCAUGUUUAAGGCGCCCAAAGUGGUUUUCUAUUUUAGCCAAACCAUUGAUAACACACUGCUUGUGGAACUGCAAGAAAUAGGCGUAGAAAUUGCAUCGAUUGCAGAACCCGCCGAAUGUGAUGACAGCGCGGAUAUUUCCAAUGUGAGCACACUAAAUAUAGAUAUCACCACGCUAUUGGCGUAUAUAAGUAACGUUUGUAAUGGCAGUUGCAAUUGGAUGUUCAAGGAGGGCAUAUUAACCGAACAGGCGGAAAAAGAGCGGCAGACACCAUUGAAACCUGUUUUAGACGGUCUAUUUAAAGGCAAACGGCUCAUAUGUUGCGAAACAGCGUACAAGUCAUUCGCAGAGAUUAUCUCGUUGUUGGCUGGUCCACAGGAACAUCAGCGUGCUGCGGAAUUGUUGAAAAUUGUGGAAGUUUUGCCGGAUGUGUCGGCGGUGCCGGAUGAAUUAGCUGUGAUUAAAUUUAGCGGUAAAAUAAAUCAGCGGAGUUUGAAGAUUUUCGCCUUCGGUAUGCAAAUGAAGGCGGUGACUGUGACUUCGAAUAAAGCAUUCGUACGCUCAGCGAAAAUGCAGGGCAUCAAUGUGCCGGUAUUUACACACCAAGCCAGAGCGUUGACGGAAGCUAAAGAGGCAACUGCCACACCAAUACAAUGAUUGAUAAUUUUUGGUAAUUUUAAGUGCUGGGAAUUGUUGCUCGUUAAAAAGUCUUAUUUUUUUAUUUCUGAAACAUUUUUAUUACGUAAAUUUAGCUAAUUUAUUAUUGUGCAAACAAAUGCUACAAACAAUUGUAAUAAGUAAGUUUAAAUGUUAUAUAGUUGUAAGCAUACGUCCAGCCAAAUUGUACAACAAAAGUGUUCCACCACGUCUAUAUGUGCUCGACGCAGACAACGCCACUGCCAGUGCUCAGUUCUCUUCGUCCUCGUUGAAACUUUGCAAAAGUGCAAAAUAGCUCAUCGACGAGCUUAUUAACUACAAAAGAUAAAUAAUAACAAAUAAAUAUUUAUUUAAACAUAUUAUUUAGUUUGUAUUAUGCGCGUACCCCCGAGAAGCUGCUCAAUGACAACACCGAGAACUUCAACGCUGUAAUGCAUGUCUGUCGUUGGCUGCGCAUAAUCAUAAAUUGCAACUUCUUGCGAAAAGCGUUAUUCGUUGUAUAAUAAACCGUUGGUGCCGUUAUUUUCACUUCUUCAUCGGCGCGCUUGUUAUCCGCAUUGGUGGCCGCUACUUCUACGCCACACUCCCAGUUGCAGGCAUACAAGUGGUU
This is a messenger RNA of Zeugodacus cucurbitae (melon fly), 1807 nucleotides long. Its product is annotated as UPF0415 protein C7orf25 homolog. Bases 76 to 1197 code for a protein of 373 amino acids. The transcript has 6 exons. The record is from RefSeq and is a predicted model, not a curated record. NCBI's taxonomy places the organism in Eukaryota, Metazoa, Arthropoda, Insecta, Diptera, Tephritidae.